GUGAGGUUUCGCGAGGUGAACCCGUUCAAUUGCUGGAUAUGGGUCGAGUCGCACAACGCGAUCGCGGAGAUGGAAAAACCGUUGUUUGAGGAAGUGUUUAAAGCGUGGUUUGUGCUCGGAAAAUUGGGCGGAUUCAACUCGUACAACAUGCAGGCGGGUGAAAAUUUUGAUUCGGUGUCGUUCAUGGACUAUUCAAUGGAACAAGCGCACGAAUUUAGCACCGAUACAUCGUCGCACGUGUUCCACGAAAUGUCAGAGGUGGAGUACAAGGCGGAGUGGGCCCGCGUGUGGGUGGAUCUGGGCACCGCGGACGAGAUGGCGUUUGACGUUUUGAUAAACUCUUUGAUUCAGUUUUCGCGCGAGUACUUCGGUUUGAAGCAAGUCAUCGUCGGUGGUGUAAACGAAGACUGGACCACUGAGGGA
Ostreococcus lucimarinus CCE9901 is the source of this 423-nucleotide messenger RNA. RefSeq lists its product with no specific name. The transcript has a single exon. Lineage: Eukaryota; Viridiplantae; Chlorophyta; Mamiellophyceae; Mamiellales; Bathycoccaceae. The record is from RefSeq and is a predicted model, not a curated record. The annotation marks the transcript as partial.